Molecule: messenger RNA, 2481 nt
Organism: Pseudocercospora fijiensis CIRAD86
Lineage: Eukaryota; Fungi; Ascomycota; Dothideomycetes; Mycosphaerellales; Mycosphaerellaceae
Exons: 4
Coding region: 1-2022 (673 amino acids)
Biological process (GO): triglyceride biosynthetic process; lipid storage
Cellular component (GO): perinuclear endoplasmic reticulum; cytoplasm
Molecular function (GO): phospholipid:diacylglycerol acyltransferase activity
Source: RefSeq, a predicted model, not a curated record
AUGUCGGAGCUACGGCGGCGCAUCUUUGGCACCGGCGACAGCACGCCUGCCAGUUCACGCGAUGCCAGCCCGGCGCCGGCUGCGAAAGAGGCGGGCGGCGACGCGUACAGAGUGGUGCCAAAAGAGCAACUCGAUCAGCUGCGAACGAAGGUCAAAGGAGUCAAGGGGCGGAAGCGGCGGAACUUCUGGAUAUUUGCGUUGGGCGGCAUCUUCGGUCUACUGACGGCAGGCUUUUUCGCCGCGAAAGAUGGAGCUUUGGACCAGCUGGUGACUCUCGCGGGACUGGAGGAUAUGAACUUGGACAGUCUGUUGGAUGUGCUGCCGACGGGAGUGAUCCGAGAUGUGCGGGAUAUACAGUCUCGAGAAAAGAAUGCCGUCGAUUACGAUUCCUUCGCCAUUGGUCUCCAUGCACGGAAUGAGGGCAUACAAGCCAAGUAUCCUGUGAUCAUGAUUCCCGGUGUGAUAUCUACUGGUCUUGAGAGCUGGGGCACAGAAGAUCAGUCGAGACAAUACUUUCGAAAGAGGUUGUGGGGAUCGUGGAGCAUGAUGAGAGCCUUGAUCCUCGACAAGGCGAGCUGGAAACGACACGUCAUGUUGGACAAGAACACCGGCCUGGACCCGCCUGGUAUCAAAUUACGAGCUGCGCAGGGAUUCGAUGCAGCCGACUUCUUCAUCACAGGCUACUGGAUCUGGAAUAAGAUUCUCGAGAACUUGGCAACGAUCGGGUACGAUCCAACAAAUGCCUUCACGGCAGCCUACGACUGGCGAUUGAGCUAUCAGAACUACGAGAAACGAGAUCAAUACUUCACACGACUGAAGAACCACAUCGAGGUCGGAAAGCAUGUCAGCGGCGAGAAAGUGGUGCUGCUAUCACACUCCAUGGGAUCACAAGUGCUGUUCUACUUCUUCCGCUGGGUUGAAGCUGAGGGAUACGGCAACGGUGGACCGUCCUGGGUCAAUGAUCACAUCGAAGCAUGGAUUAACAUCUCGGGCUGCAUGCUUGGCGCGCUGAAAGAUCUUCCUGCUGUGUUGAGUGGCGAGAUGCGAGACACUGUGCAGCUCAACGCUUUCGCAGUGUACGGCUUGGAGAAGUUCUUGUCACGCAUCGAACGCGCUGAGAUCUUUCGAAGAAUGCCAGGGAUCUCAUCCAUGUUGCCUAUCGGUGGUGAGGCGGUUUGGGGAGACGAGAAUGGCGCACCCGAUGACCGACCGGGCCAGUCGGUCACUUUUGGCAAAUUCCUCAACUUCAAGGAGAUCAACAAUACCAUGACACCCAAGAACAUGACUGUGAGGGAAGCCUUGCAAUAUCUGCACAAGAAUACCGAAGACUGGUAUACCGACCAGAUCGAACGGAGCUACAGCCAGGGCGUGGCUCACACCAAAGAAGAGGUCGAAGCCAACCUCCACGUACCACACAAGUGGAUGAAUCCACUAGAAAGCAGACUCCCUCUGGCACCCAACAUGAAAAUCUUCUGCUUCUACGGAAUCGGCAAGCCAACCGAGCGCGCCUACUUCUACAGCGAGGAGCUCGACGCCAUGAACGAGACCUCAGUCCACAUCGACCCCACCGUCAACAGCCCCGAUGGCGUCGUCGACCACGGCGUCGUCAUGGGCGAAGGCGACGGCACCGUCAACCUUCUCUCUACAGGCUACAUGUGCAACAAAGGCUGGAAAAUUCCGCGCUACAACCCCGCCAACAUCCCCGUCGUCGCAUACGAAAUGCCUCACGAGCCCGAUCGAUUCAAUCCCCGCGGCGGCCCAAAUACCGCAGACCAUGUCGAUAUUCUGGGCAGAAGUUCGCUCAACGAUCUCAUUUUGCGUGUCGCUGGUGGUAAGGGACAUCUCAUUCGGGAUACCAUUUUCUCGAAUAUUCGCGAGUAUGCUGAAAAGGUUAAGAUUUUUCCUGAAGAGGGGGAUGAGAGAGUCGGUGAUGCUGUCUCCAACCAUGGAGACGAUACUACUAACACCAGGCUUGUACCUGAGGAAGGCACGACCACAGGGGAAACUAGCAGAGAGUUAUAAAUCGAUCGAUACGGCUUUUGGAGUUGGAAGGAGCGGGGGGGGAAUGCUUUCAGUGAAUGAAUGAUACCAAUGAUAGGCGAAAGAAGAAUUCAGAAAGUCGAGGAUUUGUAAAGAGAGAGCAUCGCGUUUGAAGUUGAGCAAGCCUUUAGAAAUUCCGGCCAGGAAAAAUUCCAGAUGGCCGUCUCACGAUGGAAUCCGCGCGACCUCUACUCCCCUCGUCCCUCGGGUCACGGUCGCUAGGUCCUUUAAAAGAAAGAAUCCGGAUCCACAUCCGAUAACCCCCCUCCGGCGUGUCGUCGUCCCUCUUCUACAUACAACCACCCUUCUAGGCCUCGAGGGGUCCCCCUCGGUCGCUAUAAGUGCCGAUAUUGUCUAGAGAGCUUCGCAUGUGAAGGUUACCGUUCCCGCAGUUUAGAAUCUCUGUAACCGGACAUUUGGGAAACCCCACCCUUGAAGUUC